AUGCAUCUCUCCUUACUAAGCCUGAGUGUAUUGGUCUCUUAUGUCCUCGCCUCGCCUACUGGAAACUAUGUUAUCCACGAAAAGCGCGAUGCCACUCCUAUGGGCUGGAGCAAAGCCGACCGCCUCGACCGCCAUGCCCUGAUUCCGAUGAAAAUCGCCUUGACUCAACGCAAUAUUGAACAAGGUGCCGACUACCUGCAUGAGGUCAGUCACCCAGAGUCUGCCAAGUACGGUCAACACUGGACUGCUCAGGAGGUCGCAGACCAUUUCGCGCCCAGUGAUGAGACCAUCUCGUCUGUUAUGGACUGGUUGAUUGCUUCUGGUAUCUCCUCCGACAGCGUCAAGUUGAGCAAAGGCAAGAACUGGAUCAACCUUGAAGCUUCAGUCGACCAAGCAGAAUCUCUGCUCAACACCAAGUACCACAUCUACGAGCACGGUGCUACCGGUCAGCCCCACAUUGGCUGCGACGAGUACAGUCUCCCCAAGCACCUCAAAGAUCACAUUGACUUUGUUACUCCCUCGCUUCACUUCGACACCAGAGUCAGAGAGCGUUCUGACAAGCUUGACAAGCGUGAGGUGACGCCCGAUACUGGCAAGUCAAUCGGUCAGCCGGGUAGCUGGAGCACCCCUCACCUGGGCAAGUACAUCAACAAGUCGCAAUUCAUCAAGGAACUGGAACAGUGUGACGAACAGAUCACUCCCAACUGUCUCAAGGCUCUUUACAAGAUUCCCAAGAGCACUGGUAAGAGUGUGAAGAACAGCUACGGUAUUGUCGAGUACACUCCUCAGGCCUACGUUCCUUCUGAUCUCGAUCUGUUCUUCGCCAACUUCUCGGAGAAGCAAGUAGGGGAUCGUCCCAUCACUGACCUUGUAGAUGGAGCUACUGUUCAGCAAACUCAGAUGGGUUUCAACUACAAUGGCGAAAGCAACCUCGAUCUCGAGUAUGCCAUGGCCUUGAUUUACCCCGAGAAAGUGACUCUGUACCAAGUUGGUGAUUUGGUCGAGGGUGCAUCCUUCAAUAACUUCCUUGACGCCAUCGAUGCUUCAUACUGCACAUACGAAGGCGGUGACGAUCCGUCUCAGGACGGUGUCUUCCCUGACCCGUACAAGGGCGGCUACAAGGGCAAGGAGGAUUGCGGAACAUUCGCACCUACCAAGGUCAUCAGCACAUCCUACGGUUACAACGAAGCCGAUCUCACACCCUUCUAUGAGAAGCGUCAGUGUGAUGAGUACAUGAAGCUCGGUCUCAUGGGUACCAGCGUGUUGUACAGCAGUGGCGAUUACGGUGUCGGCGGCAACAGCGGUCAGUGUAUCGCAGCCAACGGAACCUACAACUCUGGAAAAGAUGGCCGCUUCAACCCCUCUUUCCCCGCUACUUGCCCCUAUGUGACUGCCGUUGGAGCCACUCAAGUCAUUCCUGGUACGAACAUCAUCACCGCCCUUGCCAGUGGCACUCAACCUGAAGAGGCUUGUGAGACUGUCAUCUACUCUGGUGGUGGCUUCAGCAAUGUCUUCGACCUUCCCAGCUACCAAUCAUCUGCUGUCAAGUCUUGGUUCAAGAACUUCCCCCCACCAUACGGCGCCGACCGCUUCAACAACACACAGAAGACUCGCGGCUUCCCUGAUGUCUCCGCCAAUGGAGCCAAUUACGUCGUCGCUAUUGACGGAACCUUUGCUCUCGUCUACGGUACUUCUGCUUCUUCGCCUACAUUCGGUGCUAUCCUCACCAUCAUCAACGAAAGACGUCUCCAGGCUGGUAAGAGCAGUAUCGGUUUCAUUAAUCCCACCCUCUACGCUCAUCCUGAGGUUCUGAACGAUGUCACUCAAGGAGGUAACCAAGGUUGUGGUACUCCCGGUUUCACUGCCAGCAAGGGAUGGGACCCGGUCACUGGCCUCGGUACUCCCGACUCCGUCAAGAUGCUGAACUUGUUCAUGAGCUUGCCUUGA
Aureobasidium pullulans EXF-150 is the source of this 1947-nucleotide messenger RNA. RefSeq names its product subtilisin-like protein. Gene Ontology annotation, molecular function: tripeptidyl-peptidase activity; serine-type endopeptidase activity. The coding region runs from base 1 to 1947 and encodes 648 amino acids. The transcript has 3 exons. NCBI's taxonomy places the organism in Eukaryota, Fungi, Ascomycota, Dothideomycetes, Dothideales, Saccotheciaceae. Gene Ontology annotation, biological process: proteolysis. The record is from RefSeq and is a predicted model, not a curated record.